This is a messenger RNA of Leptosomus discolor (cuckoo roller), 1657 nucleotides long. The record is from RefSeq and is a predicted model, not a curated record. Lineage: Eukaryota; Metazoa; Chordata; Aves; Leptosomiformes; Leptosomidae.
AUGUUUGAUGAGCCAAACAGCAGGGCGUUUCAUGUCCUUGCCCUCUUCUUGUUUGCUAAGCUGGAUCUCUACUGCCCAGAAGAAACUUUCGGAGACUGUUCCUUUCCAGCAGCAAAAUGGACUUACCCUGAAUUUAGGAAGUGGUGCUACGUAUGGCUAAAAGAUAUUGCAGACAAACAUCAAAGCUGUCUUCCACAAAUGACACCUUCUACAUUAAUGUCUCCUGGUGGUCCUAAAUUUGUUCACCUCUUCUAUUGGUUUGCAAGACAUGUAGUGGUUGAGGACAUGAAAACAAACUCCUUAGGCACUGAUACACCUUUUUCUGAAGCUUUAAAGUUGAGACCUAAGGAUGUGCACAUGGCAAAGGCAAGAUGUAGAGUUGCAUACAAUAAACUUCUGCAAAUUUUUCAAAAGCAAGAUUUUGUUAUUCGAGAGUAUGAGAAAAAAGCACAGCUUUUAAUUAAAGAAAUAAAACAGAUACAGUCUGAAUAUGCAGUCCUGGAGAUACAGCCUUGCAAGAUGAAACAAAAUGACCAAACCAAAAAUGACAAAACUGAGAGAAUUCAAAAGGUGCGCAGUAUGUGGACGCAUAUAAUAGAAGUGCUUACAUCUCUGAAAAAGGAAAAGGAAGUUGUGGAUUCUGUAUUUGGUGAACUUGAAGAUCGUGAUGAUCAGUGCAUUUUAGAUGGAACGAAUGUUGUUUUCAGUGUUCCACAGCUGUUGGCUCACAGAGUUGAAAGUAGCAUACACCAACUUUGUACAGGAAAUGUAUAUGAAGCUGAAAACCUGAAUUUCUUAACAGUCAUUCAGUUAUUAAAUGAAGCCCUGAGGACACUGAGAGAUGAACGUUGUCAACCUGAAUUAGAACAACUUUGCGUCAUUGAGAAUGGAAUUACACGCUGCAAUACAGUACUACAGAAUUUGAAAGCAAAGAGGCUAGAAAUAGAGCAACGUUGUGUGACAAUGAGUGGAUCUACUUCUGGAAAACAAGAAGACUGGGAAGUGAAGUGGAAAAGCUUUCUUGGCCUGUGCCCUUUAAAUUUAAUCGUAGAUCAAGAUCCAGAACUUGGUUUGUUGUGCCCUUUGCCAGCCCAUUCUUUUAAUCUCGCAGAAGAAGAAGAUGAGGAUAGCACCUUUUGUCAAUAUCUAGUAUCAGUUUCAGAUGUUUGUGACUCUAUUCGUGAAGUACAUUAUGAGAAAGGUGAUGGGGCAUUGAAAACUAUGAUGGAUAAGUCAACACUACCACCAAGACGGUAUGAUGUUAAUGCCCCAAGGAUCUCUUCGGUGCCUAUGGAGUUUUCAAAAACAUCUGAAAACAGAGAUGUGCUAAUUGAAAAGAACUCACAUAUUGAAACGUGCAAGGGGGAGAAACCUAUGUCUCCGAAGGUCUUGAAAAAUGGAAAGGAUGAGUCUGCCAUUUCAGAAUUGUGGAAGAGGGCAGGUGGUAUUGUUAUCCAAACAGAGUCUCCCGCCAAAAAAGAAGACCCUCUUAAGAAAGCCAGAGAUGAACUGGCAGAAGAGGUUGCAAAAGCAGUGGUGUCUGAGUCGCCUCAGAGUGGUGAAGGAAAAAGCAUGGCAUUGGAAGAUCUCAUUAGUUCACUAGCUUUUAACCCGUUUUUAACAAGGAGACAAAUUCCCAGAACUCCAGAAAAUCUGC